AGACCAUGAGUGUGUGUGUGUGUGUGUGUGUGUGUGUGGAGGAGCUUCAGUGAACAGGUGCAGUGGAGAGAGCACGAUGGGAUUCUCAGAGUUGCUGCACACCAUUGGCGGCAUGGGGAACUUCCAAAUCCUCCAAACUGCUCUCAUUAUGUUCCCUACCAUCCUGAUCACUUGUCACAACUUCCUGCAGAACUUCACAGCCAUGACCCCAGAGCACCACUGCCGGCCGGUCAACUGGACCAACGGGUCUCAGGUCCCGGGUGGUGUCCGAGAUGGGGAUUUGCUAAGAGUCUUCAUCCCACUGGACAAGGACCAGAAGCCUGAGCGUUGCCUGAGGUUCUCCGAGCCUCACUGGCAGAUCUUAAACCUCAAUGGCACCUCGUCUUUGAACUUGGACACCGAGGGCUGCCUGGAUGGGUGGGUGUAUGACCAAAGUGUUGACUCCUCCAUCGUUUCUGAGUGGGACCUGGUGUGCGACCACAAGUCACUGAAGUCCAUUGCUCAGUCCAUAUACAUGACGGGACAGCUGGUGGGAGCUAUUAUCUUUGGCAUCUUCUCUGACAGGUACGGGCGCAAGAGGGUGCUGCAGAGCGCGACAGUGCAGAUGAUCGCUGUGGGCCUGGGCGCCGCCUGCGCGCCCGGCUUCCCCGCCUACUGCGCCUUCAGGUUCCUCAGCGGGAUGGCGAUGACCGGCAUCAUCGUGGCCAGCCUCUGCCUCACCAUGGAGUGGACCCCGACGCAGAGGCGGACGCUGGUCAAUACCUACGCUAUGUAUAUGAUCACACUGGGCCAGGUGAUCCUCUCCGGCCUGGCCUACUUCAUCCGGCAAUGGCGCUGGCUACAGGGCACAGUCUCUGUCACCUACGUGAUUAUUCUUCUGUAUUCGUGGGGCCUGCCGGAAUCGGCUUGCUGGCUCGUCACCCACAACAAACUUGACAUGGCUGUGAAAAAUCUGCGGGCUGUGGCAAGAUUAAAUGGCAGAAAGGAGCAGGGGAGGAAGCUCACUCCAGAGGUGGUAAGCUUCCACAUGCAGGAGGACACAGCUGCUGUGAAGGAGUCUCCAUUCUUCUUAGAUCUCUUCCGCACUCCAGGACUCUGCAAAGUUACUUGCUGUAUUGCCCUGGGAUGGUUUUCUGCAGGCUUUUCCUUCUAUGGGCUGGCCUUAGAUUUGCAGAAAUUUGGGUUCAACAUCUACGGGGUACAAAUGCUGUUUACAGUCAUGGAUUUACCCACAAAGCUGCUGGCAGGCCUGAGUAUGGGCUACUUUGGCCGCCGAAUCACUGUUGUCUCCCUGUUGUUGUUGGCCAGUUGCAUGAUCCUUGUCACCACAUUUGUUCCUCAAGACAUGAAUACCUUUCAGAUGAUCCUCUGUUUAUUUGGAAAAGGGAGCCUGGCUGGCUGUUUUUCUUGUCUCUACCUAUACACCAUGGAGCUCUUCCCUACUGAAAUCAGGCAGAUAGGGAUGAGUGCCGGGAUCUUCAGCACACGCCUGGGCUCCCUCUUGGCUCCCCUCAUCUACAUCCUAGGAAGCCAUAGCCCAGUGCUACAGCCUGUGAUGUUUGGUCUCAUGCCUAUCCUGGCAGCUAUAGCAGCCUCCUUCCUGACAGAGACUAACAACCAGCCAUUGCUGGACACCAUCCAGGAGACAGAGAAGAGAAUGAAGAUGGCUCAUGACAAAAAAAGAAACAUCAGUGAAAAUACCACAAAGAAUGGAUUGGUCUCACUUCUAUCAGAAAUGACAAAAGUAGAAGGCACAGUGUGAUUUCUUUGGACCCACAACUAUAUUCUGAAUGGCCCUGCCUCCCUUCACAACUUUCUCACAUUUUGAAACGUGAGGGAUCUUGCCAAGGAAAUGCUAUGGCACCUCACUUGACCGUCUAAUGGAAAAGCAACAAUAGUGUUGUGAUAUGGAAAUAUUAUAAGGCAAAUGAAUCACUUGACUUAUAAACCAACUGAGAAAAGACAUGUAUUGGACAAUCAGUGACAUUUGAAUAUAAAGAAUGAGUUUUAAAUAAAUAUUAAGGAAUCUGUUGAUUUUGUUAAGUUGGCAGUGGCAUUGGGUUAUAUAAGCCAGUGUCCCUUUAAAUAGAAGAAGAAGAAGAAGAAGAAGAAGAAGAAGAAGAAGGAGGAGGAGGAG
Molecule: messenger RNA, 2137 nt
Organism: Canis lupus familiaris (dog)
Lineage: Eukaryota; Metazoa; Chordata; Mammalia; Carnivora; Canidae
Product: solute carrier family 22 member 20-like
Exons: 10
Coding region: 77-1762 (561 amino acids)
Biological process (GO): transmembrane transport
Cellular component (GO): membrane
Molecular function (GO): transmembrane transporter activity
Source: RefSeq, a predicted model, not a curated record